AUGCUACCUGUUUCAGGAAGGUUCGAUUAUCGCUCGUUGUUUCCAGCUGAAGGCAAAUCUCUUUGUCAUUCUUUAGACCAGUUUAUUCAUCCUGAGUUAAAAAGAUUUUUGGAAAGUUGUGCCGGAAUUUCAGACACCACUGAGGUUAAAAAGCAAUUGAAGUUGCAUAUGGUCAUUGCAUUACUUUGCAACUUGCUAGAUAGAAGGUCUUGUUUUCUUCAAACUCUGCUAGGAUUGUUUGCAUUUGCUAAUGGCCUUAGAGACAGAGGUUUUCAGAUUUUGGGUAUGUUUGGGAUUCUGCCAUCCAUUCAGCACAUCAGAAAUCAUGGCAAACAUUGGGCUGCAGAACGAAAGUUGAUUAAUGAGUUAGAUGUGAUGCAGUUUUGGAGAGUGACUGUUGACAACUUGGAAUUCAAGAUGGCUUUUGCAAAGAAGAUUUUUAGUGGUGGAUACCAAAAGCGAAUGCUGCAUCUCCUGACUGGCCAAGUUUCACAUCAUUCUCCAUCUGCAGAACCCUGUCCAACUGCUUGCCCAUUAGCUAGCUGUGAGGUAUCUCGACUGCCUGAAAGCUUGCAAGAAUUAGAUUUCUUAGACUUGACCAUUUCUGAACGAGCACAUUAUUGUAAGUUUGCAUCAACUGUGCUUUCUGUCAUUGGUUCUGCAGAUCGUUUGUUUUGCAAACCAUCAGAGUGCUCCCAGUCACUUCUCCAGGUCUUAUGGACUAGGUUAGAGUCAUUCACACCUGCUGAGUCUGAUGUGAUCAAAUAUGCAACAGUUAGAGAGGCAUACUCAGGUAGACCAGAAGAUGUUGCAUCAUACCUUAUUGAACUGAAGAAAGAUCUUUGCAUAGGUCAGGAAGGCUUUCCAUCUUAUGUUGUCUUUGGGGGAGGGACCAGCAGCUCUAUGCUAUCAUGAAGAAUCUAAAACGUAAGGAUCUUGACACUUUUGAAUGGCUUUUUCCUGUACCUGGUGAUUGGCAUUUUAUCAAAACAGUGUCAGAAGUUCUGAAAAGUGUUAUGGAAUGGAGGGUUUCACUAUAGCAGCAACUUGUGGCACGAAGAAUGAGGUCUCAAAGUGGAAGGAUAUACAUCGAAUUCUCAUAGGAUUACUAGAAGCCCUAAUGAGAGCAAUUUUAAAACAUUGUCAUGAUACGGGCCUUUUUGACAUUUUUGAAGAGUUUCAGGACUGGGGAAAAUUUGAGAUCUGUGUGCAGGAAUUGUCCAAAGGGAAAAAUGAAGUUAGCCAGUUCUGGUGUAAUUUGCUUCACUUCCUAAUGGUGUACUUUGCCUACUAUAUGGCAAUUAGAUCAGGGAACUGGGUCCUUUGCAA
This is a messenger RNA of Corticium candelabrum, 1329 nucleotides long. RefSeq lists its product as uncharacterized. Bases 1 to 915 code for a protein of 304 amino acids. The transcript has a single exon. Lineage: Eukaryota; Metazoa; Porifera; Homoscleromorpha; Homosclerophorida; Plakinidae. The record is from RefSeq and is a predicted model, not a curated record.